AUGACUAAUAAAGACAUUGUAUCAUGGAACAUUAUGAUUAAUGCGUAUAUACAGAUUGGCGAUAUGGAGACUGCCCUUGGUAUGUUCCGAAGGUUGCCUGUUAAGGAUGCUUCAAGUUGGAAUACAAUCAUUAGAGGGCAUCUACAAAAUGACAACUAUGGUAUUGCAAUGGAGCUUCUGUAUGAAAUGGUCAAAAGUGGAACUGCUCUUAGCAAAGAAACUUUCUCCAUAGCCUUUGGUUUAGUAGCUUCGUUAACAGCAUUGGAUUUAGGAAUGCAAAUUCAUGGCCGGCUGCUACGGAGUGGAAUUCAUCAUGAUGGCUUUUUGAGAAACUCACUUGUUGAUUUUUAUUCCAAGUGUGGGGAAAUGGAGAAGGCUUCAUUUGUUUAUCAAGGAUUUCCUAAAUGUAAUGCAAGUGACCGGUGCUCCAAAAAUAAUAACAAGUCACUGCCUCAUUCUUUUUCACAAAGUUCAAUGGUUACUGGUUAUGUUCAAAACGGAAAGUUGCAAGAAGCUUUAAAGAUGUUCACUACAAUGGUCACUGAUAGGUUUGAGGUGGACAAGUUUACACUUACAAGCAUUGUUACCGGUUGUGCUAAUGCUGGUCUUUUGGAGCUUGGCCAGCUGAUUCAUGCUCAGAUCGUGAAAGCCGGUCAACCUUUUGAUAUUUUCUUAAGUUCCUCGAUGAUUGACAUGUAUGCUAAAUGUGGAGAACUAGAUGAUGCUUGGUCAAUAUUUAGAGAAACAAAAGUUCGGAAUACUGUGGUGUGGACUUCAGUUAUAUCUGGUUAUGGCUUACAUGGGCGUGGGAGGGAUGCUAUUCAGAUGUUCAAUUGGAUGUUAGCAGAGGGUAUAAAACCAAAUGAAAUUAGUUUCGUUGGACUCUUAACUGCGUGUAGUCAUGCAGGUUUGUUAAAUGAAGGCAUCCACUAUUUUAUGGUGAUGAAAGAAGAAUUUGGCAUCAAACCUCAAGUUGAACAUUUCACUUGUAUGGUAGAUUUGUUUGGGCGUUCUGGCCGUUUAGACGACAUAAAGGAUUUCAUUUCAAAGAAUAAGAUCUCAAAUGUCGCUUCAGUUUGGAGAUCAUUCUUGUCCUCCUGCCGAAUUCACAGAAAUAUAGAGAUGGCAAAGUGGGUUUCUGACAAACUCUUUGAACUUGAGCCACCAACAGCUGGAUCUUAUAUUUUGUUAUCAAACACGUGUGCUUCUGGUGACAAAUGGGAUGAUGUUGCUCAAGUAAGAGGUUUGAUGAAAGAUAUGGGACUUAUGAAGCACCCUGGUCAAUCUUGGAUCCAGUUGAAAAAUCAAGUCCACAGUUUUGUCAUGGGGGAUAGGUCACAUCCAGAAGAAGCUGCAAUUUAUUCUUACUUGAACGAGCUAAUUCAAAGACUAAAGGAAAUUGGUUAUUCAACUGAAGCGAAUAUUGUGAUGCAAGAUGUUGAAGAAGAACAAAAAGAAUGA
Molecule: messenger RNA, 1461 nt
Organism: Daucus carota subsp. sativus
Lineage: Eukaryota; Viridiplantae; Streptophyta; Magnoliopsida; Apiales; Apiaceae
Product: pentatricopeptide repeat-containing protein At2g03880, mitochondrial-like
Exons: 1
Coding region: 1-1461 (486 amino acids)
Molecular function (GO): protein binding
Source: RefSeq, a predicted model, not a curated record